AUGUCUGCUCGUACUUUGUCGCAUAGCCUUCGCAGCCGCUGCCUUUUGCGCAGACCUCAGAACAUUCAGGGUUUCUCGACUCGUACCAACCUCCGUGCCGCUGAUCAUGGAGAUCACUACGAUCCUCCGACUGGGUGGCUUUUUGGUGUCAAGCCAGGCCAGAAGUACGUGAAGGAAGGCUGGGAGAACAUCUGGUACUACGGAUUCAUUGGCAGCUUGCUUGUUGCCGGUGUCGCAUACGUUUUCAAGCCAGACACCUCGAUACAAACAUGGGCUUUGGAAGAGGCACGGCGGAGACUGGAAGCCGAGGGUAUUCUGGAGGACCCCGAGAAAGCUCAGAGGAAGUAA
Messenger RNA from Aspergillus oryzae RIB40, 348 nucleotides. RefSeq lists its product as uncharacterized. The coding region runs from base 1 to 348 and encodes 115 amino acids. The record is from RefSeq and is a predicted model, not a curated record. Lineage: Eukaryota; Fungi; Ascomycota; Eurotiomycetes; Eurotiales; Aspergillaceae. The transcript is spliced from 2 exons.